Dioscorea cayenensis subsp. rotundata (Guinea yam) is the source of this 800-nucleotide messenger RNA. RefSeq names its product heat stress transcription factor B-2b-like. Gene Ontology annotation, cellular component: nucleus. The annotation marks the transcript as partial. The record is from RefSeq and is a predicted model, not a curated record. Gene Ontology annotation, biological process: regulation of transcription by RNA polymerase II. Gene Ontology annotation, molecular function: RNA polymerase II cis-regulatory region sequence-specific DNA binding; DNA-binding transcription factor activity. The transcript has a single exon. NCBI's taxonomy places the organism in Eukaryota, Viridiplantae, Streptophyta, Magnoliopsida, Dioscoreales, Dioscoreaceae.
GGGUUUCUAUUAUUUUUGGUGGGAUUACAGGGAUUCAGGAAGGUCACGGCAAAUCAGUGGGAGUUUGCCCAUGAGUCAUUCCGGCGAGGUGAGAAACAGCUCCUCUAUGACAUCCAUCGCCACAAGGUUUCUAACUCGAUGGCAGCGGCAACACCACCCGUGGCGGCUGUUCCAUUGGCGGCACUGCCAUCACCUACAAACUCCAGUGAGGAGCAAGCUAUGUCAUCAAGCUCGUCGGCAGUGACUGUGGCUGAUCUAUUGAGCGAGAAUGAGAGGCUCCGUUUUGAAAACGGGCAACUCUCGCGUGAGCUAUUGGAGAUUAAGUCCCUCUACAACAAUAUCCUUAAUAUAAUGUCAAACUAUACAGCCAAAAAUACUGUAGCUGUGACAGCACCUGGCAAGGUGCCGCUGGAACCCAUGCCGGCACAGCCGGAGCAUAGCCAUAGGCUCUUUGGAGUCUUGAUCGGAGAAAAGCGGAUCCGGAGCAAUGAGGCCGAGGAUCCGAAUAAGGAGGUCAAGCGACGCCUAUCGGAUUCAGAUCCGCCGGCACAGCCGGAGCAUAGCCAUAGGCUCUUUGGAGUCUUGAUCGGAGAAAAGCAGAUCCGGAGCAAUGAGGCAGAGGAUCCGAAUGAGGAGGUCAAGCGACGUCUAUCGGAUUCAGAUCCGAUAGAUGGGCAGGAUCCGCUGAACUGGAUGUUGUGUUGCCCUCCGCCAGCAAACCAGUGAGUCUAAUGGAGGAUGCACGUGACGCCUUUGGUCACGUGAUUAUUUCUUAUUCCGUUGUAUUUUUAAUUGUUUUU